CCGCUCCUCCUCCUCCUCCUGAGGGCCCGGUGGCGGCGGCCAUGGCGGCGGCGGGGGUGGUGGCGGCGGCGGGCUCGGCCCAGCAGCUCGGGCAGCUCCUGCGGCAGCCCGGCGGGUCCCUUGUAGUUGUCCACUUCUGGGCGCCGUGGGCUCCUCAGUGUGCUCAGAUGAACGAGGUCAUGGCGACGCUCGCCAAGGAGCACACGCAGGUCACCUUCGUGACGCUGGAAGCUGAAGCUGUGCCUGAAGUGUCUGAAAAAUAUGAAAUUAGUUCUGUUCCAACGUUCUUAUUCUUUAAGAAUUCUCAGAAAGUUGACAGAUUAGAUGGUGCACACGCCCCCGAGCUGACCAAGAAAGUCCAGCGCCACGCAUCCAGCAGUUCUGUGUCUGCUGGCUCCAACGACAGCGCAAAAGAAGAUCUGACUGUGCGUCUAAAGAAACUCAUCAAUGCUGCCCCUUGCAUGCUGUUCAUGAAAGGCUCUCCGAAAGAGCCUCGGUGUGGUUUCAGCAAACAAAUGGUGGAGAUACUGAACAAACAUGGUAUUUCAUUUAGCAGUUUUGAUAUUUUUUCUGAUGAAGAAGUUCGUCAGGGGCUGAAAACAUAUUCUAAUUGGCCGACUUAUCCACAGUUGUAUGUAGCUGGAGAGCUUAUAGGUGGACUUGAUAUUAUCAAGGAACUUGAGGCUUCUGGAGAACUGGAUACAAUCUGUCCAAAGGCACAGAAGUUAGAGGACAGGCUUAAAGCCUUGAUAAACAAGGCUCCUGUGAUGCUUUUUAUGAAGGGAAACAAACAGACUGCAAAAUGUGGAUUCAGCAAGCAAAUUAUAGAAAUCAUAAAUAAUACCGGUGUUGAUUAUGAGACAUUCGACAUACUGGAGGAUGAAGAGGUGCGGCAAGGAUUAAAAACCUAUUCAAACUGGCCAACGUAUCCUCAGUUAUAUGUGAAAGGUGAACUUGUUGGAGGCUUGGAUAUUGUUAAGGAGCUAAAAGAAAGUGGUGAACUGUUGCCUAUUCUGAAGGGAGAAAAUUAAUGUCAACGGACGGCAGUGGGAACUGAAGUACUCUGAACAAUUACUCAUUUAUAGAUUAUAUUGGAGCAAUACAUGACUUAACCCUGUGGAACCGAUCAGAAGUAAAGAAAGGCUUCUUACGUACUCUGUAUUUCACAAGACCAUGUUACGUGUGAACACAUGUAUUUCCACUGAAGAUAAAGUCAAGUUCUUCAAUUAAAAUACAAUGCUGAAGAAGUUUGGGGUUCUUAUUUAUAUUUCUAUGUAUUCAUUGCAUCCAGCUGUUUGAGAAUCAAGUAAUGUGUUGUGCUCUGUAUAGGACUAAAUUGCAUCUUUCUGGGGCCCGGCUAUCAUUAGGAGAAUAUUAAUGGAAUACCUCCAUGGUAUGGAGCGUAAUAACUUUCUGUCCCUGCUAAUAUUUAUUUUAAUGUCUCGUGAGUGAGAAAGUGCUGUUGAAACCUUAAUCCAGUGCACCAUUAGGAAGUUGUUAAUGAGUUUCAGCUGUAUACUGUGCAUCUUCAGUAUCGAAGCAGGUACAGUAAUUGUUAAUUUCAGGUAUUAGACCAAUUUUAAAGUAGCUCUUUGGACAUGUUCAAAUUUUAGUGGAAAUGAGCCAAUAAAUGCAAUGCUUAGGCCAGUC
Messenger RNA from Oxyura jamaicensis (ruddy duck), 1650 nucleotides. It is a transcript of the gene GLRX3, whose product is annotated as glutaredoxin 3. The transcript is spliced from 11 exons. Lineage: Eukaryota; Metazoa; Chordata; Aves; Anseriformes; Anatidae. The record is from RefSeq and is a predicted model, not a curated record. Bases 42 to 1031 code for a protein of 329 amino acids.